UCAUACUCGCGGCGCGGUGCGUAGUAAAGUAUGGAAAGUAAACAAACAACAUUUGUGGAGCCGACCCGCAAACCAGAGUUAGCCGGACUCUAGUCAGAGCAUAUCGCUGCCGUUUAGUUCAUGUAUUCGGUUCCGAUUUUUGCUUUCCCGCAUGAAAGCAUCGGUGAGCAAUCGAACUGAAUUAUUUUUGUAGUAAAUUCUGCUGCUCAUUUAGCUGCCAACGCGUUUGGGUGCUGAAUCUGAAAUAAAAAUUGCUCGAGUCUGAAGUGCCAAAGUGUGGUUGGUGACUGAAAUUGUGAAUAGCACUGACCCUGUCAUUGGAACUGCUGUAAUCUCGUGACAUUCUGCGGAAAGAUUAAUGACGUAAGCUGCCAUCAGGAGAAGGUCGGGAAAAUGGAUCUAAACUUCAAGUGUCCACUGUGCGACACGUAUUUCGAUACGAAAGAUGAGCUUAGCGAGCACAUAAAAGCCGUCCAUACAUCCUACUAUUAUGAUACGUAUCUGAUACCUCCGAUGUUGAUUAUGCCCGAUCCUACCCCGUUGUAUAUAGCGAGUGAAUCUGCCCCAAUCGUGACCCAGCCACCGGUUGCUGUGGAAGAUGUAACGAUCGAACCGGUGGUCCCGACCGAUGACGGAUGCUGUGAAUGUGACAACGCUUGUGAUUCCUGCUGCUGCGGAUGCUGCGAUGGCGGUGGCGGGGAUACGAUUGGCGAUUCCGGUGGCGAUUGUGGGGACUGCGGCGAUUGCGGCUGUGAUUGUGUGCUCAUGUGAGAAGUUGAAUCUGUUUUGCACCCGUCUAUGAUCCUCCUCAGCCGAUAGCUCGAUCACGUUUGGGUGGGUGUGGUGCCAUUAAGAGUAACGUUUUUUAAAUGUUAUUGUCGAACUUGUUCAUCUUCCACUGAAUCGGCUUCAAUAAGUGUCUUCUUUGGUACGUUUAAAGUGUUUUACACUGUAAGUGUAGUGUUGGUAACUCAUACUCAAAAUACAAGCUUCAUUAUGCAGUUUUUAAUAGUAUUACGGUUUUUGACAUAUUAUAUUUUAAUGUUACGAUGAAAGUAUAUGACAAAUGUUUAC
Molecule: messenger RNA, 1074 nt
Organism: Uranotaenia lowii
Lineage: Eukaryota; Metazoa; Arthropoda; Insecta; Diptera; Culicidae
Exons: 3
Coding region: 394-771 (125 amino acids)
Source: RefSeq, a predicted model, not a curated record